Molecule: messenger RNA, 4132 nt
Organism: Haemorhous mexicanus (house finch)
Lineage: Eukaryota; Metazoa; Chordata; Aves; Passeriformes; Fringillidae
Gene: PAK5
Product: p21 (RAC1) activated kinase 5
Exons: 9
Coding region: 135-2282 (715 amino acids)
Biological process (GO): protein phosphorylation; intracellular signal transduction; regulation of MAPK cascade
Cellular component (GO): cytoplasm
Molecular function (GO): ATP binding; protein serine/threonine kinase activity
Source: RefSeq, a predicted model, not a curated record
UCGGCUGGGCUGGCACGGGGGCGGGCGGCGGCACCUGCGGCCGCGCCGUGCGGAGCGAGCGGAGCCGCGGCCCGGAUGUAGCCGGAACAUGGCGCUGGGGGCGGCGUGACGGCGGCGGCCGAGAUCUUUCCACCAUGUUUGGGAAAAAGAAGAAAAGGCUGGAAAUUUCCGGCCCCUCCAACUUCGAGCACCGGGUGCACACUGGCUUCGACCACCGGGAGCAGAAGUUCACGGGGCUGCCCCAGCAGUGGCACAGCCUGCUGGCAGACACAGCCAACAGGCCCAAGCCCAUGGUGGACCCCUCAUGCAUCACUCCCAUCCAGCUGGCUCCUAUGAAGACCAUCGUUCGGGGGAACAAGCCUCGAAAGGACACUUCGAUCAAUGGGCUGCUGGAGGAGUUUGACAGCAUCUCGGUGACCCGCUCCAACUCCCUGCGCAAGGAGAGCCCUCCCAGCCACCACCAGGGCAGUGCCCACCACGUGCCCCGGCCCCAGGAGGAGAAUGGCUUCGUGCCCUUCUCGCAGUGCUGCAGCGAGUCGGACGCGGCCGGGAGCGGCGGGGGCAGGCUGCGGGACAGGGCUCUGUGCGGGGAGCCGUGGGACAGGCACUGCCAGGGCAGCCUCGCCGCCAGGCACAACGGGCACCUGCUCAAGGGGACAGCCCGCGACAUCUACUACUCGGAAGUGACUCCGCUGCCGUCAGAGCUGUCCAGGUUCCUCCCGGAUUACCAGGCACACCUGGAGAGCAAGCCCAAGGCGCUGGAGUACCAGCGGGUGCCCAGCGGCUCCUCCCUGGACUACAGGGAUUCCUUCCCCUACGCCCCGUCCCGGGCCUCGCUGCAGAGCGAGUGCCCCCGGGAGAGGCUGGACUACGGCGACGCCGACUGGGGACACGGCCUCGGCAAGGAGGACAUGGACAAGAGGCCAAAGUCCUCCUACGUGGACCCUGCCAGCCCCCAGCCGGCCAUGAGGCAGAGGUCCCGGUCGGGCUCCGGCCUGCAGGAGCCGGCCAUGCCCUACGCGGCCAGCGCCUUCAAAGCUCACCAGCAGGGACAUUCCUACAGCUCCUACACCUACCCCCGGCUGUCCGAGACCGCAGCAGGCGUGCCCAAGGUGGAUUAUGACCGAGCGCAGCUGGUGGUCAGCCCUCCGCUCUGCGGCUCAGACACCUACCCCCGGGGCCCAGCCAAGCUACCUCAGAGCCAGAGCAAGGGCAGCUACUCCGGCAGCAGCUACCAGUACCCCCUGCUCUACCACAAGGCUCCCCCCUUCCAGCAGCCGCCCCUGCAGCCCGGCUCUCCCUACAUCUCCACGGCCUCGUACCCCAGCUCCCCCAGCGUCACGCCGGGCGCGUACCCCCCGCCCAGCUGGGGCUCGUGCUCGGAGCAGCAGCCCUCCAGGGUGUCCCACGAGCAGUUCCGCGCCGCCCUGCAGCUGGUGGUGAGCCCCGGGGACCCCCGCGAGUACCUGGACAGCUUCCUCAAGAUCGGCGAGGGCUCCACGGGCAUCGUGUGCAUCGCCACCGAGCGGCACUCGGGCAAGCAGGUGGCCGUCAAGAAGAUGGACCUCAGGAAGCAGCAGAGGAGGGAGCUGCUCUUCAACGAGGUGGUGAUCAUGAGGGACUACCACCACGAGAACGUGGUGGACAUGUACAGCAGUUACCUGGUCGGGGACGAGCUCUGGGUGGUGAUGGAGUUCCUGGAGGGCGGCGCUCUGACCGACAUCGUCACUCACACCAGGAUGAACGAGGAGCAGAUCGCCACGGUGUGCGUGUCCGUGCUGCGCGCCCUGUCCUACCUGCACCACCAGGGCGUCAUCCACCGCGACAUCAAGAGCGACUCCAUCCUGCUCACCAGCGACGGCAGGAUAAAAUUGUCUGACUUCGGGUUCUGUGCCCAAGUGUCAAAGGAGGUCCCCAGGAGGAAGUCCCUGGUUGGGACACCCUAUUGGAUGGCACCAGAGGUGAUAUCCCGCCUGCCCUACGGCACUGAGGUGGACAUCUGGUCCCUGGGCAUCAUGGUGAUCGAGAUGAUCGACGGGGAGCCGCCGUACUUCAACGAGCCGCCGCUGCAGGCCAUGCGCCGCAUCCGGGACAACCUCCCGCCCCGCGUGAAGGACACGCACAAGGUCUCCUCGGUCCUGCGGGGCUUCCUGGACUCGAUGCUGGUGCGGGAGCCCUCGCAGAGAGCCACGGCCCAGGAGCUGCUGAGACACCCCUUCCUGAAGCUGGCUGGGCCCCCCUCGUGCAUCGUGCCCCUGAUGAGGCAGCACAGGCACCGCUGAAGGGCCGAGCUUUGGCACGGGGCAGUGCAGAGCCUGGCUCCUGGCAUGCGGGACCCGCAGGCAGCAGCAGCAGCAGCAGGAGGAGGAGGAGGAGGAGGAGGAGGAGGAAAGCAGCCCUGAGGAAAGGCCGUGUGUACAGAGAUGCCCAGAGAGCAGGCAGUGCUCCCUGUGCCAGGGCAGGAGCAGGCCGGGCAGCAGCUGGGCAGGGCACACCCAAGGCCAGCCCCGAGCCACACAGCUGAGCUUCCCCGCGGGCUGCGGCACUUCUGGCUCAGAAGAACACUUUUCUGACAAACAAAGCACUUUUUAUCUCGGCCAGAGCAACGCAAUGUAUUUUGCAAGAAGUUUGUAAUUUUCUGUACAGUACGUUUUGAUAACUUGCAGUACUUUGUCCCGUUCCUGUUGUGUUAGUUCAGUAAUAAGUGUUACUUAGAGAAUUUGAGAAGAUGAAGUUUCCUACUUUUUUUAACCCUUUUGAAAACAGGAGAAAGAAAAAAAAAAAAACCCACAGCCACCUUUAGGAAGUUGUAAGGUUUUGCAGAGUUCCCAUGGGUGAGGGGGGGCUCAUCCCACCCUCCUGGCAGCUGGAAGAGCCGGGGAGGGCUGGCGGUGGUGGGGGUGCCUGCCUUGGGGCACGCAAUGACAGAGGCAGCCCCAGCCCUGCUCAGGCUGUCCCCUUCCCAGCCUUGCUGCCCCUCUGUCUGGGUGCCACCCCAGCGGCCUCCCUGCCUGCUGUCACGCUCUGCCAGGCACAGGGGAGCAGGAGCUGCUCCUGCCAGCCCAGAGGGAGCCCCAGAGCUCAGGCAGAGCCCCGGCACGGGAGGGGAUGUGCUGCCAGAGGGGAGGAGUCGUGCUGCUGUCUAGACCUUUCUGAAUGUUGAUGCAACAGUUGACUACUGCAGUACAAUUUUGUGUUAUUUGUUGGAUGACUUUGCAUGUUACCUGUAGGCCUAAAUAGAUUUGCCUUUAAAAUUUUUAGAAGUGCUUCAUAAUUAUUUCGAUGAGAAACUAAUUUUAUUUAUUAACGAUGAGUUGUUUUUAAUUCUGUAUAAUACAAAAGCCAUGUUUUUCAAGUUGUUUUUUUUUUUUCUUACUGACCUCAUUUUAUGGUAUCUUUAAGAACCACAAAGCCAACUUUGUGAAAACACAGUUUCUUUCUUAUUAUAAAAUUUCAUAGUUAAUAAAUUAAUUGUUAUUUAUUGUAGUAAAUUAUAACCAAACAUCUAAACCUGGCAGGAGCUGUUGCUUAAAGAUCUUCCUCUGGGAGAAAAGAGUUGCCAAUAGUAAAGAAGCUCCUUUAGUUCUGCCCUUAAAGAAUAUUUGGAGGGAGAGAAGCAAUUAAAAAAAAAAAAAAAGGAAAAAAGGAGAUAAGGAUGAGGAGGAGCAUGGAAGAGCUGUUCUUACAUCAGUGUCUUAUCCCCAGUGCUCUCUCUCCCUAGCCCUGUUUGCACAUUUGAAGAAGACACUGAAGGAAAUGUUUGGCUCCCGGAGCCCACCCAGCAGGGAGCACCCCCAGCCUCCCAGGGCUCUCUUUUGUAGUCUUGACAACUCAGGAAACCAGGCUGCACCAGUCCAGGCAACGGCACAACUUAAUACUAGCUACAAAAUUACCUUUUUUAACCAUCUUUGAAUAAAAAAGGGGGUCGGGGGGAGUUUUUUCUUCAAUAUUCAGCACAUUUUAUGCUGUACAAGUAAAGAAUUUUCUGCAACUUUCUUAUCAUUAGAUACUUUAAACAGUGUUCAUCGAGUUUACUGAGAGUUUUGUCAAUUUCAAAGGGGUUUUUUUGUGAACACCAGCUACUGGUGAAACAAAUGCACAUGCAAGUUAAAUAAAUUCAUUAAUAAACACU